CUGGCCCCUGGUCUCUUUCUCAAAUAUAAAGGCCGCCCAAUUUUCUUGUUCCAUUUCCAUCUACCACCAGAGAUAAUGGAGUCUUCCUCUUGGCCUGAUCAUCUUCCUUCAGAUCGACGGAGAGCCAUUGAUGAGCUCGUUAAAGGUCGAGAUCUCACCCUUAAGCUUCGCGAUCUCGUUCAUAGAAACAACAACAACAAUAAUAAUACUAAUGCUGCAAUCUCAUCACUCAAUCAAGAUCUUGUUCUCAACAUACUCAAGUCUUUCACCAACUGUCUCUCCAUUUUGAAGAGAAGUUAUGGUGAGUCUGAUGAAGUCUCUCAAGUUCCAACUGAUCCUACCCACUUCACCUGGGACGCUGAUGUUGCUGUCAAGUCUGAGGAUUCAGAGGGAAGUAGUAAAACUACUUCAACAAUCAAAGAUCGGAGAGGAUGCUACAAGAGAAGAAAGUGUUCUGAUUUUAUUACCAAAGAGACCUCUACCCUGACGGACGAUGGCCAUGCCUGGAGAAAAUAUGGACAGAAACUGAUUCUCAAUGCCAAAUACCCAAGGAACUAUUUUAGGUGCACCCACAAGCAUGACCAAGGUUGCCAGGCUACAAAGCAGGUCCAACAAAUUGAAGAGAAUCCUCCAUUGUACCGUUCAAUAUAUUAUGGUCAUCAUACAUGCAAGAAUUUGCUCAAGGCUUCUCAGUUUCUUUUGGAUUCUACUUCAAAGGAUCAAUCUUCAAUGAUCAGCUUUGGUAAUAUCCCCAUCGCAGAUAAACAAAACCACCCAUUUUUCUCUUCCUUUUCCUCAUCAGUGAAACAGGAAUACAGGGAUGAGUUACCACCUAGUGAUCAUCAUAAUGACCCCUCAUCAUCGUCCGAUCAUCAUUAUCUCUUGUCACCUCAUGAUGAUCAACUUACAACAUUGUUGUCAUCGGAUCGUGGGGAGGUGAUUUCUGGGGGUAAUUCUUCAUGUUCAAGUUUGGACAUGGAAGUCAUGGCGGUGGAAUCUGUCAACUUUGAUGAUGAUAUUUUGCAAUAUGUCUUUUAAUAUAUAUGCCCAGUUCCCUUGUAAUAUGUUCUUGUAGGAAAAACUUUAUUAAAUUUGCUCUAGCUUCUUUUUAUAAGACUCAUAGUUUCUUCUGUAACUCCCCUCCUAAUGUAUAAUAUGAAAA
Pistacia vera is the source of this 1162-nucleotide messenger RNA. RefSeq names its product WRKY DNA-binding transcription factor 70-like. The record is from RefSeq and is a predicted model, not a curated record. The transcript has 3 exons. Gene Ontology annotation, molecular function: DNA-binding transcription factor activity; sequence-specific DNA binding. Lineage: Eukaryota; Viridiplantae; Streptophyta; Magnoliopsida; Sapindales; Anacardiaceae. The coding region runs from base 76 to 1038 and encodes 320 amino acids. Gene Ontology annotation, biological process: regulation of DNA-templated transcription.